Molecule: messenger RNA, 1386 nt
Organism: Mercurialis annua (annual mercury)
Lineage: Eukaryota; Viridiplantae; Streptophyta; Magnoliopsida; Malpighiales; Euphorbiaceae
Product: 7-methylxanthosine synthase 1-like
Exons: 4
Coding region: 20-1189 (389 amino acids)
Biological process (GO): methylation
Molecular function (GO): S-adenosylmethionine-dependent methyltransferase activity
Source: RefSeq, a predicted model, not a curated record
UUAUUAAUUAGAGCAAGUUAUGGGGAAGGGAUAUUUUAUGGAGGUUGAGAAAGACAAAACUGAAGAUUCAAUUGAACAAGAGAGAGUUCUACACAUGAAUGCUGGAGAUGGAAUUAAUAGCUAUGCCAAGAACUCCUUGUUUCAGAAAAAGGUGAUGCUAAAAGCAAAGCCAGUUCUACAACAAAGCAUUAGCGAGUUAUUAUCCAGCAAGAAUGUUCCUGAUUGCAUAAAAAUUGCAGACAUGGGUUGCUCUUCAGGUCCGAACACUUUCGUUCCGAUCUGGGAGAUCGUAGACGCAAUUGACGAGACAUGUAACCGACUAAAAACAAAACCUCCGGUUUUGCAAGUAUUCUUGAACGAUCUUCCGGCAAAUGAUUUCAACUUAAUUUUUAGGUCUUUGCCAAGCUUUUAUAAGAAACUCGAGGAAGAGAAAGGUGGCGAGUUCGGGCCUUGCUUCGUAGCUGCGAUGCCCGGAAAUUUCUAUGGAAGAUUAUUCCCACCAAAGUCCCUUCAUUUUGUUCACUCUUCUUACAGUAUCCAUUGGCUAUCUCAGGUACCUGAAGGGAUUGUGACCGAAUCCGGGAUUUCGUUGAACAAAGGCAAUAUUUGGAUAUCGGAAACAAGCCCUCCGGCUAUACAUAAAGCAUAUUCCGAUCAAUUCGAAAGAGAUUUCACGCUGUUCUUGAGGUCACGUUCAGAAGAGAUUAUUUCCGGUGGUCAUAUGGUCAUUACCUGCAUGGCUCAGACUAAUAAUCCUUCUUGCAAAUUUGGUAGCUGUGAACUUUUGCGAUUGAUUGGGGACUGCAUCAAGGCUAUGGUCGAUGAGGGAAUAAUCAAAGAAUCAAUUUUGGACUCGUGCAACAUUCCAAAUUAUCCUCCAUCUAGAAAGGAAAUGGUGAAUUUAAUUGAAAAAGAAGAUUCAUUUAUGAUUGCAAAAUUAGAAGAAUUCGAACUGAGUUGGGAUACAAACAUUGAAGAUGGUCACAAAGAUUUGGAGUUUAAUCAACGGCAAAGAGGAGAAUACGUAGCCACAUAUAUGAGGGCUGUUACAGAAUCCAUACUAGCAAAUUAUUUUGAGAAUGCAAUAAUAGAAGAUUUAUUUCAUAGAUUUUCGAUCAAGGUUGCUAAUUACAUGGACAAAGGGAUUGGGUUGCACAAUAAUCUAGUGAUUUUCAUGAUUAAUAAAUGAAAUCAUCCUCGAUUACAAUUGAAAUUAAAAGGUCCAAUAUAAAUUUAGACUAUGCUUAGUUGAUUUUUCUUUUCUUAAGGAAAAACUAUGCUUAGUUUAUAGUAUUGACAAAUAACAGUCAUUUAAUAUUAUUAUAUUCUUUGUAAAAUAAUAGUUCUUCUAUAAUAAAAGAAUAACAAUUAUAUUUCUUAGCAAAA